UGAUAGCACACACUUAACAGGCGCUAAACAGUUUAGCAAAGUGAAUCUAAUCGAUAAAAAUAAAUAUAAAUUAAAUUUGUAAUAAAAAAGUGCAACGAUGAAAAUUGUGUUAGCUUUAGUUGUGGUUUCUUACCUUGCGUUCGUGACCAAUGUUGUGGAUGGUGGUUCUCUGCGCGUUCAAGAUGUCGAUGAUCGUGUUUCGUUAGAACGACCAAAAAGAUUCGAUGAUGAAUCGCAAACGAAUGAUGAAUUGGGUGCAACAGCAAAACAAGCUGAUUCCACGGAUUCAAGUAUACCAAAUGAAACGGAUGACAAGAUUAACGAAGUAGAAGAUGAAACAAGAAGAGAUAAGGGGUCCAAAGGAUCCAAAGGUGGAAAACAUCAACAUGAAAAGCAAAAGGAGCAUGAAAAACACAGGUUUAACACGACUACAACAACACCAAAACCAGCUACUGCGGCAUCAACGGUAAAACCAUUAAAUACAACACCAAAGCCGCCAUCAAUAACUGCUCCACCCAAACCGUCACGACCAUUGUCCGAUAAUAUUCCUGUGCCACCUUCGCCGCCGUCACAUCCACCACAGCCACAUAUGCAUUUGCAACCGAAUUCAUAUCAUAUUUUCGAACCGAAUGUGGCGCCUGCAUCACACCAUAGUGAGUUCCCUGGUGAAAAUGAAGCUCAAAUUCCAAGCGUCUAUCGGCAAGAACAUCAUAAUUCUCAUCAACAACAACAACAACAUCAGGAACAUCAUCAUCAUCAUCACCACCCAAUGGCCCGCCAAGAAUUCGAAGAAACUCUCGAUGAUUUCGACAAUAUGCAAUUGGGAGCCUCUUAUUUGGGACCACCACCAACAGCUUAUGCUCCUCAACCAUCAAAUGCACCCUAUGCACCACCCUCUUAUCCUAAAGUUCAAUGUGGCCAUAAUUUAUUGAUUUCAUGCCAACCGUCUGUUAAUUCAUCUCCAUGCCAAAGUCAAGCAAAUUCUUAUGCUGCUCCACCGCCACCCAGCUAUGCACCAAAACCAACCUACCGAUUUGCCGAUGAAGAGCAGAAUCUAGAGAGAGACGAUACAUUGGCUGAACAGCCACAACAAGGCUUUGAGAACGAAGAAGAUGCGAUGGUUGGUAGAAGCUUAGCAUUGGCGCCACCAGCUGCUGAUGUGAAGGAAGGUGAAUAUUUUCAUCCAAAGCCGCACCAUAGUCAUCAUCACCAUAGUCAACAGCACAACGAUCAAGAGCACCACAGCCAUCCUUCACACCACCAUCAUCACCAUCAUCACGAUCAAAAAGUGGAUGUAACACCACACAGUGAACAUGUGUCACCACACAGUGGGCCUGUGUCACCAAAACCCGAACCGAAACCAAUUGUUCAUGGUGAACAUCUGAAAAAAGUUGAUCAAAUCCACCCUGAACACCCUGGCAAAACUGAAAAAUUAAGAUAUAAUUAUAGCCCACUCGAUGAAGAUGAAGCUUUAGUUGGACAGCAAAUGCCACCAUUUCCACAAGUUCCCGAUACGUUUCAAGGACCCGAGCAACAAUUAGGUCCUGACGCACGUCAAAUGCAAUUUCUACCACAACAUAUGAUGCAACCAUCAAUUCCGCAAAUGCGUCAAAUGCGACCUGAUUUUCCGCCACAAAUGCAAACAGAAUUUCCACAACAAACAAAUCCAAUGAUGCAACCAUUGAUUCCGAUUGAAACACACCAAAUGUCACCUGAAUUACAUCACGAAUUCCAACAACCAAUGCCACCACGUAGCAAUCAAGCAUCAAUUCAACCAGAUUUCUCAGAGAAGCCUCAACAACAACCAAUGCCACCGCGUGAUGAAUUCCAGCAACCAAUGCCACCACGUAACGAAUUCCAGCAACCAAUGCCACCACGUAGAAAUCAACCAGAUUUCCCAGAGCAGCAAUUUGACUUUCAACAACAGUCAAUGAUGCGACCUUCAGCUCGGCGAAUGCGUCAAAUGCAACCAUCACAAUUUUCACGAUAUACGCGUCAAAUGCAAAGAAAUGAAAACCAACAACAGCCACGACCAAUGCCAAGAUCAGAUCUUCAAGUGCAGCCUGAACAGAACCAACAAAUGACACGACCAGAUUCUCAAGUGCAACCUCAACAAGACCAACGUCAAAUGCCAAGGCCAGAUUUUCAAGUGCAAACUCAACAAGACCAACGUCAAAUGCCAAGACCAGAUUUUCAAGUGCAAACUCAACAAGACCAACGUCAAAUGCAAAGACCAGAUUUUCAAAUGCAGCCUCAACAGGACCAACGUCAAAUGACAAGACCAGAUCUUCAAGUGCAACCUCAACAGGAUCAACGUCAAGUGCAAAGACAAGAUCUUCAAGUGCAGCCUCAACAGGACCAACGGCAAAUGCAAAGACCAGAUUUUCAAAUGCAGCCUCAACAGGAUCCACAAAUGCCAAGACCAGAUUUUCUUCCACAACAAAGUCCAGAAUUUUUCCAACAAGAACCACGAAGACUUGACAUUCUGCCAACAACAACCCAAAUUUCCCAGCCACCCCAACAUCUAAUAGUGCCAUUGAAUCCAAACUUCGAUCCAAGUCUGCACCCAAUUCCACAACAACAAAUGCCAUCACGACCACUAAUAUUUUCACCAGCACCGCCGCCACAAUUCCAUUUAAUGCCACCACGAGCAUUUAUGCGACAAAUGGAAGAGCAAUUGAGAAGACUUCGGUUUGACGAAGAACCGUUGGAAGAAUCUCUUGGUGAGCCCAAUCCAAUGAUGAUGAAUGACGAAAUGCAAUUUUCAUUUGGCGUCAAUCCAAUGAUGGCGAGAGAAUAUUACUAAUUGACACUGUAUCAAUGAAAUAACGAUCUGUAGCUCACAAAACGACGUCGACAUUCAAGAAAAUACACAUUUGUAUCGUAUCUUUGCACUCUCUAUAUAUUUUUAUUCCGUAAUGAUAAGUUAUUGAUUUAAAUAGCACAAUAAAAUCAUCAUCAAAUUGAAAGCCAAAAAA
Messenger RNA from Contarinia nasturtii (swede midge), 2978 nucleotides. Its product is annotated as extensin-like. The transcript is spliced from 7 exons. Lineage: Eukaryota; Metazoa; Arthropoda; Insecta; Diptera; Cecidomyiidae. The record is from RefSeq and is a predicted model, not a curated record. Bases 98 to 2806 code for a protein of 902 amino acids.